AAACAUUACACAUAUCAAUAUAUUGUCAUAAAAAAUUCAAGCAGUGCAGAAGGUCAUAGAGUCAAAAAGAGAAAUUCUUCAUUUAACCCUCAACUUUUCCCAUCCCAGCCCCCACCCCAAAGAUAUAUUCUCAGAAGUGGAAUCGCUGGGUCAUAUGGUAGUUCUAUUUUUAGUUUUUUGAGAUGCGUCCAUACUGAUUCGCACAGUGGCUGCACCAAUUUACAUUCCCACCAACAGUGUACAAGGUUCCCUUUUUACAUUCUCGCCAGCGUUUGUUAUUUGUGUUCUUUUUUUUUUUUUUUUUUGCGGUACGCGGGCCUCUCACUGUUGUGGCCUCUCCCGUUGCGGAGCACAGGCUCUGGACGCGCAGGCUCAGCGGCCAUGGCUCACGGGCUAAGCCACUCAGCAGCAUGUGGGAUCUUCCCGGACCGGGGCUCGAACCCGUGUCCCCUGCAUCGGCAGGCGGACUCUCAACCACUGCGCCACCAGGGAAGCCCAUUUGUGUUCUUUUUGACGAUAGCCAUUCUGACAGGUGUGAGGUGAUAGCUCAUUGUUGUUUUGAUUUGUAUUUCUCUGAUAAUUAGUGAUAUUGAACAUCUUUUCAUGUGCCUGUUGGCCAUCUGCAUUUCCUCUUUGGAAGAUUGUCUAUUCAGUUCUUCUACCUAGUUUUUAAAUUGGGUUGUUAGUUUUUUUGAUGUUGAGUUGUAUGAGCUGUUGAUGUAUGUUGGAUAUUAACCCCUUAUUGUUUAUAUCAUUUGCAAAUAUUUUCUCCCAUUCAGUAGUUUGUCUUUUCAUCUUGUUGAUGGUUUCCUUUGCUGUGCAAAAGCGUUUAGGUUUAAUUAGGUUCCAUUUGUUUAUUUUUGCUUUUAUUGCCUUUGUUUUAGGAAUGGAUCCAAUAAAAUAUUGACACAAUUUAUGUGAAAGAGUGUUCUGCCUAUGUUUUCCUCUAGGAGUUUUAUGGUAUCUGGUCUUACAUUUAGGUCUUUAAUCCAUUUUUAGUUUAUUUUGUAUAUGGUAUUAGAGAAUGUUCUAACUUCAUUCUUUUACGUGUAGCUGUCCAGUUUUCCCAGCACCACUUAUUGAAGAGACUGUCUUUUCUCCAUUGUAGAUUCUUGCCUCCUUUGUUGUAGAUUAAUUGACCAUAAGUGUGCGGGUUUAUUUCUGGGCGCUCUAUCCUGUUCCAUUGAUCUGUGUGUCUGUUUUUGUGCCAGUACCACGCUGUUUUGUAUUACUUUUUUUUUUUUUUUUUCUGCGGUACGCGGGCCUCUCACUGUUGUGGCCUCUCCUGUUGUGGAGCACAGGCUCCGGACGCGCAGGCUCAGCAGCCAUGGCUCACGGGCCCAGCCUCUCUGCGGCAUGUGGGAUCUUCCCGGAUCGGGGCACGAACCAGUGUUCCCUGCAUCGGCAGGCUGACUCUCAACCACUGCGCCACCAGGGAAGCCCUGUAUUACUUUUUAAAUUAGCAAAACAAUAAAGAAAUUUUAUUUUGGAAAAAAAGUACUUGCUGACCCCUAGUGGUAUCUUUUAGCAGCACACGUUUAUUUGUUUUGAAAUAAUUUAGAUCUGAAUUAUGACUUAGGUUAAAACAACAGUAAGAGAGAAAUGGAGACUCUAAGCUAAUAUCAGGAUGGUUCAAGCCUACAUGUCAUUUCCCUCCAAAUAUACAGAUAACUGGGGAAAGGAAACAUAGGGGUAACAGUGAGGUGAGUUAUCUACCUUGGCAGCUUUGAAUUCAUAAAAGCAUAACUUAUAUAAUUUAUAUCUGAAAUAAUAUUUUACACCAUGUGUUUGAGUGUUUUUAGCAUCAAAUAAUCAUAUUUGUUCAAAGUUAAAAUAAAAAUUUUCAUUUGAAAAAUAAAAGCAUUGGUUUUUCCUUAGAUAUUGGAUCAGAAAGGUACACUUUCAGUUUCACCAUUCGUGAUUCAACAACCCAUUUUGUAAAUGCAACAUCGUGGGGCAAGGAAGAUUACAUCAGAUCACUUUCUGACAGCUUUCGUGUUGGGGAGUGUGUGAUAAUUGAAAAUCCCCUGAUCCAAAGAAAGGAAUUAGAAAGAGAGGAAAAGUUCAGCCCUGCAACUCCUAGCGAUUAUAAACUAUUGCUCAGUGAGAAUCACUCAAUGGUAAAAGUUUGUUCCAGUUAUGAAGUGGAUGCCAAGCUACUUUCUUUGAUAUACUUACCUGUUAAAGAGUCUUGUGAUUAUUAUUCAUUGGGUGACAUUGUUGCAAACGGACACAGUCUUGAUGGGAGAAUUAUUAAUGUCCUUGCAGCUGUGAGGUCGGUUGGAGAGCCAAAAUACUUUACAACUUCAGACCAAAGAAAAGGCCAGAGGUGUGAAGUUAAACUCUAUGAUGAGACAGAGCCUUCUUUUGCAAUGAUAUGUUGGGAUAAUGAAUCUAUUCUACUUGCACAGAGCUGGUUGCCACGAGAAACAGUAAUAUUUGCCUCAGAUGUAAGAAUAAGUUUUGACAAAUUUCGGAACUGCAUGACAGCAACUGUAAUCUCAAAAACGAUUAUUACAACUAAUCCAGAUACACCAGAAGCUAACAUCCUAUUGAAUUUCAUAAGAGAAAAUAAAGAAACGAAUCUUCUGGAUGAUGAAAUUGACAGUUAUUUGAAAGAAUCCACAAAUUUAAAUACAAUAGUUGAUGUCUAUACAGUUGAACAAUUAAAGGUAAAAGCUUUGAAGAAUGAAGUAAAAGCUGAUCCUAUCUAUGGAAUUCUUUAUGCUUACAUUUCUACACUGAACAUUGAUGAUGAAACUACAAAAGUAGUUCGAAAUAGAUGUUCAGGCUGUGGUUACAUUGUAAAUGAAGCAUCCAGCACUUGUACAACUUGCAACAAAGAUUCUUCAGAAUUUAAAUCAGUUUUUCGCAGCUUCCAUAUGCUAAUUGAUCUUACUGAUCACACAGGUACCCUCCACUCCUGUAGUCUCACAGGAAGUGUUGCUGAGGAGACUUUGGGCUUCACGGUAAAUGAGUUUCUUGCAAUGACGGAUGAACAGAAAACAGCAUUAAAGUGGCAGUUUCUUUUGGAAAGAAGCAAAAUCUAUGUAAAGUUUUUUUUAUCUCAUAGAGCAAGGGGUGGACUGAGAGCGAGUGUGCUCUCCUGUAAGCUCGCAGAUCCUAUCGAGGCAAGUAGGAACUUGUCUGGACAAGGAAAUAUUUAAAAACCAGACGUCAUUUUAAACUCUGGAAAAGAAUACAAGUUUUAACCGCCUUUAAAGUGGAAAAUGAGUUUGAAAAUUACAGAUAAAAUUGUAUUUUGUUCAAAUGUGGUGAGAAUGUUUCUGUAAAUUGUUAUUCUGUUUCCCCCUGGAGUCAGUUAAGAGUAAAUCCUAAAAUCCCUCUCUUAUUCAUUUCUUAGAAGGCCUUUUCUACUGGCUUUGCCCUCUCUCUCUUCCCAAGUUGGAAAAUGUUUGCAUGAAUUAAUAAACAAGUUUAAUCUUUCCCACAGA
This is a messenger RNA of Lagenorhynchus albirostris (white-beaked dolphin), 3455 nucleotides long. RefSeq names its product meiosis specific with OB-fold (gene MEIOB). The record is from RefSeq and is a predicted model, not a curated record. The coding region runs from base 2118 to 3167 and encodes 349 amino acids. Gene Ontology annotation, molecular function: single-stranded DNA 3'-5' DNA exonuclease activity; single-stranded DNA binding. NCBI's taxonomy places the organism in Eukaryota, Metazoa, Chordata, Mammalia, Artiodactyla, Delphinidae. The transcript is spliced from 12 exons. Gene Ontology annotation, biological process: resolution of meiotic recombination intermediates.